UAACUAAAAAUAAAUAAGAUAAUUUUGAAUUUGGUGAAAUUGGUUGUGGAGCUGUGGAGCAUUAAAUAUACACAAAUGUAAAAUUAAAUCUAUCUCAAAUGGCCUCAGAAUCUAAAAAAGGCACCACUUUAACCAUCUAUCUCCCAUGUGCAGUCUUUAUGAUAAAUCACCAGUCAAAUGCACCCCAAAAUAAAUACUUUCUUUUCCUUUUUAUCAUCUUCAAUUCUUGAAACUUAAAAAAAAAAUUAAAAAAAACCACACAACUCCAUCUCUCUCCCUCUCUCUUUCUCUCUCUAGAGCAGAAUGUUUGAAGAGUCUGCAUCUGAAAUACCUCCUUCAAUAUGGGCAUCAAUGAGCAACUGGUUCACACCAACUGUUCUAUUUCUGCUGCUAAACAUUGUGAUACUCACCAUUUUUUUCACCUCAACUUUUGCAAACCAGAUACACAAUCAAAACCAAAACCAAAACCAAAACCAAAACCAAACCCAAACCCAAAACGACACGUCACCAAAGAUUGCCAGAUCGCCUUCACUUCUGCAGCGCAUCAAAUCAGCUAAUUUCUACCCUCACCACACAUCUCACAGAACCCCAGAUUCCGACACCCUCUUCAACCUCAACCACUCCCAAAACCCCGACACGCAGUCCCACUACUUCUUCGAAGAAACCCACGAGUUGAAUCAUCAAGAAAUCGAAACCCAGUUCGUCUUCGAGCAGAAAGAUCCGAUCUUGAACGGUUGCAACCCGGCCCACGAGUUGAAUCGUCAAGAAAUCGAAACCCAGUUCGUUUUCGAGCAAAAAGAUCCGAUCUUGGACGGUUUCAACCCGGCCCACGAAGAGAAAGUUCAAGAAGAAGAAGAUGAGAUGCAGAGUAUGGAGGAGGUUUUCAGUCAGGUGACAGGCGGUCACUUUAGCAGGACCAAAUCGGAUACCGAGCCAACCGCCGGCGAGUUGCCGACCAAGCUGCCGGCGAGGAUGAGGAAGUCGGCGAGUAUGAAGUCUCCGUUCGGGCAUUUCGAGGAGGAGAGCAUAGUGGAGGUGCGGCGGCCGGCCACCGUGAGGGAGAAGGGGAAUGCUAAAGUGACCGACGGUGACGAAGAGGUCGACGCGAAAGCUGACGAUUUCAUCAACAAGUUUAAGCAGCAGCUGAAGCUGCAGAGGGUGGACUCCAUUAUCAGGUACAAGGACAUGAUUGGGAGGGGGAGUGGUGGAGGGAGGUAAAAACGCUAUUGUGGGUCUUUUCAGGUACUGUUUUGUAAUUUUUGGUAUUUUUAGGGAAAUACUGAAAUAGUUGGAUUAUUAAGGGGUUGUUUUGCAAUAAGUUUUGGUGGUGAUUCCGGCUAUAAUAUGGUGGUCGGUUAGAUAGGAUUAAUGUGUAAUCUUAUGCCGCCCUCCUCCGCCCCAUGUGUUAGGUUGGACCUUUUUGGCCAUGUUUUGCUUUUGGAUGGGCAUUUUAGUCAUUUUAAUGUUGUUGCAUUCAUGUGUAAAUUUCAAUGAUAGUAGUAGAAUGGGGAGGGAUUAAUUUUCACUUACUGUCCUAUUUUUCCCUCUAAAUAGGAUUUUCCUAUUCGUUAAGGGUCUAUUUGAUGUUACACCCGUAAAAUACAAUGGGUGAUUAUUCACUG
Messenger RNA from Erythranthe guttata (spotted monkey flower), 1622 nucleotides. Its product is annotated as bromodomain protein (DUF761). NCBI's taxonomy places the organism in Eukaryota, Viridiplantae, Streptophyta, Magnoliopsida, Lamiales, Phrymaceae. The record is from RefSeq and is a predicted model, not a curated record.